AUGCUGCUGCUCCUGCUGGGCCUGCUAAGCCCCGCUGCCUGCUGGGCCCUGGGCCCGGCUUUGGGCCUGGACGCCCCUGAGCUGCGAUCAGCCUUCUCGGCUGCGCGCACCACCCCACUGGAGGGCACAUCGGAGAUGGCGGUGACCUUCGACAAGGUCUACGUGAACAUCGGGGGCGACUUCGACGCGACCACGGGGCAGUUCCGCUGCCGCGUGCCGGGCGCCUACUUCUUCUCGUUCACGGCCGGCAAGGCCCCGCACAAGAGCCUGUCGGUGAUGCUGGUGCGCAACCGCGACGAGGUGCAGGCGCUGGCCUUCGACGAGCAACGGCGGCCCGGGUCGCGGCGCGCCGCCAGCCAGAGCGCCAUGCUGCAGCUCGACUACGGCGACACGGUGUGGCUGCGGCUGCACGGCCACCGGCCGCUCGCCUUCGACACCGAGCUCGUCAACAUCGGCGGCGACUUCGACGCCACCGCCGGCGUGUUCCGCUGUCGCCUGCCCGGCGCCUACUUCUUCUCCUUCACCCUGGGCAAACUGCCCCGCAAGACGCUGUCGGUGAAGCUCAUGAAGAACCGCGACGAGGUGCAGGCCAUGAUCUACGACGACGGCGCGUCGCGGCGCCGCGAGAUGCAGAGCCAGAGCGUGAUGCUGCCGCUGCGGCGCGGCGACGCCGUCUGGCUGCUCAGCCACGACCACGACGGCUACGGCGCCUACAGCAACCACGGCAAGUACAUCACCUUCUCCGGCUUCCUGGUGUACCCCGAUCUCGCUCCCGCCGGCCCGCCGGAGCUCUGAACCCCGGGCUGCAGAGGAGCCCGGGCGGGCCCUGGGGCGUGCAUGCCGAGCCGGGACCCGCGGCCCGAGCGCCCCGCCGGCGCCUGCCCGACGGCCGGCCCAGGGCGGCUAGACUCUGCCAAUAAAGUGGGCCUG
Messenger RNA from Dipodomys ordii (Ord's kangaroo rat), 930 nucleotides. RefSeq names its product C1q and tumor necrosis factor related protein 4 (gene C1qtnf4). The transcript is spliced from 2 exons. The record is from RefSeq and is a predicted model, not a curated record. Gene Ontology annotation, molecular function: protein binding. The coding region runs from base 1 to 795 and encodes 264 amino acids. Lineage: Eukaryota; Metazoa; Chordata; Mammalia; Rodentia; Heteromyidae.